Molecule: messenger RNA, 891 nt
Organism: Morchella importuna
Lineage: Eukaryota; Fungi; Ascomycota; Pezizomycetes; Pezizales; Morchellaceae
Exons: 3
Coding region: 1-891 (296 amino acids)
Molecular function (GO): oxidoreductase activity
Source: RefSeq, a predicted model, not a curated record
AUGUCUCCCAUUAAGAACGUCAUGCAUGUCGGUGCCGCCGGUAACCUUGGCCCCGCCGUCCUCAACGCACUCAAAGCAAACCCCGGCUUCAACGUCACAGUUCUCAGUCGCAAAGAUUCAAAAAAUCCACCCAGCGGAGUUAAAGUUGUGACAGCAGACUAUUCAUCACAUGAAGACCUUGUCUCAGCAUUUAAAGGACAAGAUGCCGUUGUCUCAACUGUCGGUGCCCCGGGCCUUGGUGAGCAAACAAAACUCGUCGAUGCUGCCAUCGAGGCAGGUGUAAAGUACUUCAUUCCCAGCGAGUUUGGAGGCAAUACUUCAAACGAUAAGACCGGGAAACUGGCUGUGUUUGGUAAAAAGGUCGCCACAUGCAAAUAUCUUAAAGAGAAAGCUUCAGAGGGCAAGAUCAACUACAUUGCUAUCAACAACGGGCCUUUCCUUGACUGGGGCCUGAAAGUUGGUUUCCUUGGCCUCAACGCCGCCGAGAAGAAGGCCACCCUCUACGACGGUGGUUCUGUUCCUUUUAGCACCACUACCCUGGCUUCAAUUGGCCAGUCAGUCGUAGCUGUGCUAUCAAAUCCCGACAAGUUCAAGAACCAGGUUAUCUAUGUUCACUCCACUGUCACCACUCAACGUAACCUUCUAGACUGCUUCGAGAAACAUACUGGAGUGAAGUGGACAAUUGAGGAAAAGAGCACAGCCGAUGUCGAGAAGGAGACCAACGCCAAGCUUGCCCAGGGAGACUUCAGCACCAUCUGGAAGCUGAUCUACAGGAGUCUGUGGGGUGAAGGAUACGGUGGAAAGUUCGAGGAUGUUAAAAACGAGGAAUUAGGAAUCAAGGAAUUGAGCAAGGAGGACAUUGAGGAGCUUGUCAAGGGACUUUGUAAUUAA